Messenger RNA from Crotalus tigris (Tiger rattlesnake), 3590 nucleotides. RefSeq names its product cytosolic carboxypeptidase 1-like. The record is from RefSeq and is a predicted model, not a curated record. Gene Ontology annotation, biological process: C-terminal protein deglutamylation; protein side chain deglutamylation. Lineage: Eukaryota; Metazoa; Chordata; Lepidosauria; Squamata; Viperidae. The transcript is spliced from 3 exons. The coding region runs from base 425 to 967 and encodes 180 amino acids.
UCAGAAGUAACUUUAAGUCUUCAAGGCUAACAAUCCUUGAUAUGCCUGUCCUCUGUCUAAUCCCCUUUUAGAGUCAUCUAUGUUAGUGGCCAUCAGCACAUCUUGUGGUAACAAAUUUCAGAGGUUAAUUAACGUGCUGUGUGAAGAAAAAGCAUUUUCAGAAAUCUUCGAAAAAAUGCCAUGCCAUAACAAAGUCCAUAGAUUUUCCAGUAUCUAGACAGACUGCACUUAGAAGCUUUCUGAUAUCAGAGCUAUUCCAUCUUUGAUUCUGUACUCUCCAUGCAGAACUGCUUUGUAACCUGUACUUCCUCUGACAUGCAAUGUAUUCCCUCCUCAUUCAGAGGGAGAUCUCUGUAGUAUUCUGCAGAUCUGUGACACCCAAAUUUAUACUUUAAAGAUAUACAAGCCUCAGAGUUUUUCUAUAAUGUUUGUUGUUGCUUCUUUCUGGCAGACUCUCCCUAAGAUUCUGAGCCAGACAGCCCCAGCAUUCUGUAUGAACAGCUGCAGUUUUGUCGUGGAAAAAUCAAAGGAAUCUACGGCACGCGUUGUAGUGUGGAGAGAGAUAGGUGUUCAAAGAAGUUACACCAUGGAAAGCACAUUGUGUGGAUGUGAUCAAGGGAAAUACAAGGGCUUACAAAUUGGGACACGUGAGUUGGAAGAGAUGGGAACCAAAUUCUGUACUGGUUUAUUGCGUUUGAAAAAGUUGACGUCACCACUGGAAUAUAAUCUGCCAUCUACUCUUUUGGACAUUGAAAAUGAAUUGAUUGAAUCUAGUUGCAAAGUGACAAGCCCCACUACUUAUGUUCUAGAAGAAGAUGAACCUCGCUUCCUUGAAGAAGUGGACUAUAGUGCUGAGAGCAAUGAAGAGCCAGAUAUUGACUUGGCAAAUAAUGCUGGAGACUAUGAGCCCUGUCUUCAAGAAGAUGGACUCUCUGACUCUGAAAUUACGAGGACACAUUUGCCUUGAGACAUUCUUGGUACAUGAAGGAACAAACUACUGUGGCUUAUUUAAAAGGAACACGGUGGGUUAUUUCAUCUUGGGGUUUUGCUAAAGCAGAUAAACUGCAGUCAACUCAGUUUGAAAACAAUAAAUUCUUCUGACUUUUAAAAUAAUUGGCAUUUGUUUUAUUUGAGCAAUUUAAUUUUUAUUUUAGCAUUGAAAUUAAUUUGUCCCUGAAUGCCUGUACUUAACAAUGCAUAGCUUUUUGCUUUCGUCCAUAUAAUCAGUCAAAUAAAAGAAGUAAUUUCUAAGAUGUAAUUGGCAAAUAAAUCUGAGAGUAGGCGUUAACCUUAUUCUUGUAUCACCGAAUGUUGGGCUAGUUAUUAAAAUUUACAUAUAGUUUUAUUGGAAAGGUUUUGCAUUUGUGUGCAGGGUUUUAAUUCUGUUUUUUGGUUUUGUUUUGUUUUUGUUUGGUGUAACACAAGGAUUUCUCUGAAUUAAUUUACUUUGUACUGAACAGAUGAAAACUCAGUGUUCUCAAUGAUACAUAUUUUAAGCCUUAGAUUACAUUGACUGGUUUUGCUACAGCCUUAAUUUAAAAUUGGCAACAUCCACAUUUAUAGUUAAGGAAAGAACUAUAGCUGCAGAAAGAUUUUAUUUACCAGGUAAACAUUUUGAGAGUGGACAGUCUUAUAUUCAACUGCACUUGCAACUUUUUGUCUUUAGUCCCCUAGUAUAGUUUUACAUGUCAUAAUAUUUCUCCAUGUGAAAGCACUCCACAAAAACACAGGAGAGAGAAUUAGACAUGGAUCUUCCCUUCCUGAAAUGCAGGAGUCCCCCCCCCCCGUGUGAGGAGAGUCAGUUAUGUAACUAUCAACCUACAUUUUAAGGUGGUGUCAUCCAUCAGCUUUUCGUGAAAAAAUAAGCCUCGUGUAUCCAGGCUGACUAUAAAGUAUAUAUUUGUGUUAACAUUUAUUACUUAAAACUUAUAACCAAAUACUUUCUGAUGUUCAUAUAAAGCUUGGAGAAAAUAGGUGUCCUUUGUAAGCAUAACAAUUUAAUUGUAUGUAUAUUUCGUGAUACGAAUUCUAGAUCCCUUUUCAUAUUUAAUAUAGCCAAUAUGAGCUCAGAGUGCUCUGGAUACAAAGCAUAUAAUACCUUUAUAUAUAUUAUUGUGGAAGAAUAAUGGUCUCCAUUUGGGUAGAAGUUGCUUUGUAGUCUCUUGAACUGUGUAAUCCAGAGAAAAGUUAAGCAUGCUGAAUUCUAAUUUUAAAAUAUCUAAGCACAUAGAACCUAUGAAUAUUACAUUUUUCAACUGUCUGAUGUCUGCUUUAUCUCCCUACCUGCUGUUCCCCUAUCUUUUUUUUAAUAUUUAAAAUGAAAGCUGAUAUGACAUUAGAACUAAUAUCAGAGUAUUGAAGGCCAGAUCUUUGUAAUAUUAGCCAAUCUAUUUCCUGGAAUAAAUCCACACUCCCCUUUUUGUUUCCUUUUGUUGGUGCUUAUGCUAGAGGGGAUGGUCUGUAUUUUUCUUAACUAAAACAACUUGCUUCUGUAAAGGGAGAUUAUUUUAUCACUGUCCCCUCAUUGCCAAAGGAAGCCAUUAAAAAUAGAAUCAAAUCAGUUUAAAGAGAUCUAUGUUUAGUCUUCUGAGUUCCCACCUCCCAUCCAAACUAGACAUAUUUCACAGUUAAUUAAAAUUAAUACAGGAAGUAUCCAAACGUAGAUGGAAAUAUAUUCAUUGAUUUUUUUUAAAAAAAAAAAUUAAUCCAAUCCAGAACUUUGCUACUACAUAAGACUGCUAAGAGUUCCAUCUACAAGGAAAAUGCAGUCAUGCUUUUGAGUGAGACAAAAGGAUUCAUGUUUCAGGUUUUCUGGAAUUAAAAUAAAGAGAUGCCUUCUAGCCAUAGUAGUAUCUUAGAAACAACAGAAAGCCUAGAUUGGCAGUUAAAUUUUGGAUUAGAUUAUAAAGGGAUGCUGUUAUCAAAUCAGAUGUAUUCAAGAACUGAUCCUAUGUGUAUUUGUUCUUUGCUUUGUUGUAAAGAAUUUACUGUGCAGUAAGGAAACAAAUGGAUAACUAAUAUUGAUAUAACAAGUUGUAUUAAUUUUUCCAUCCUCUUAACGGAAACAGAUCAAAGAGUCUUGUAGCUAAUCUUUUGAACUUUAUGAAUAUUUUCCUAUAUUUUUAAAUCUUUGAAUAUAUUUUCAUAUAAUUUUGUUUUUACAAGAUGAUUUUUGAUGCAAAUAUGAUAUGAAACACCACAGAUAUUAAAAUAUAUACAUUUGAGUUGUACUUUGUCAGCUUCUGGGACUUUCAUACAUGGACAAAGAAAAUUAUGUAUCUGUAAUGCUUAUUUUUUUUAAUGAAAUCUUCCUUUUUAAAUAUUGUACUGUAUCUCACAGACAAAAGUUGUAUCAACUAUCAGAUAUCAGUUAUAUGUGGAAUAUUAUUUUAGUCAUAACUUAAUGAUAACAAAGGCUCAGAUUAGAAUAGGAAAUAUCGCACAAUUUGUAUAAAAGCCAGAAAGCCCAGGCUUUAAUAUAAGAAUUCAUUGUAAUCCUUUAAUUAUAAAUUGUGGCAAUAUUAUAGUGUAUGACUACUUCCCAGAUAGAAAAAUUAUCAAGUAAAUGUAUAAUAAAAUAAUUAUCACCA